Messenger RNA from Drosophila guanche, 1666 nucleotides. Its product is annotated as GATA zinc finger domain-containing protein 10-like. The coding region runs from base 220 to 660 and encodes 146 amino acids. NCBI's taxonomy places the organism in Eukaryota, Metazoa, Arthropoda, Insecta, Diptera, Drosophilidae. The transcript has 2 exons. The record is from RefSeq and is a predicted model, not a curated record.
CAGUCAAGCCGGGCUCCCAAGGAGCCAGCACCUGCAUCGGUCGCACGGACAGCCAGCUACGAGGAGCAACAGCCGGACUACAGCAACUACCAUGCGAAACUUCAGCAAUUGCAACAGCAGCAGCAGCAGCAUCAACAUCCACCAGCCAAUAAUCAAAAUCACAGCAAUAGCAACAAUAGUAGCAACAAAUUUUGUUAUCCCACGGCAUCGGCGGCGGCCAUGGAGAAUAUGUUCCAGAACAAUCAGAUGGCGGCAGCGUAUCUCUAUCAGAAGGAGAGCGGAGCAGAGGCAGCCGCCAACUAUAUGUCGGAACAGGGCUACUGGCAACAACAGCAACAACAACAGCAGCAGCAGCAGCAACAGCAGCAGCAGCAACAUGCACAGCAGCAGCAACUGCAACAGCAGCAGCAACAAUGGACCAGCAAUGGCAGCAGCAGCAGCAGCAACAGCCAGCGAAGCAACAACUAUGCCAACAAUUAUGCAGCGGCGGCAGCGGCAUCCAUGUACAUGCAACACUUCAAUCCCUACAUGCAUCAAAAGGCGGCACUGCUGGCAGAGAAGGCUGCCCAGGCGGCGGCCCAAGCAGCAGCAGCCUCAUCGGCGUCACAGGGCGGCAGUGGCAACAAUAAGCACGGACGCUUUGGUGGGGACUACGGUUAGACGGCUUUAUAGAUGGACAGAUGGAGGUGCUCGAUCGGAACUCUUGCAUAUUAAACAUAAACAUAUAGGCAGAUACUAUCUAUAUACAUUAACUAUAUAUAUAGAGACAAGGCGUUACUGCCAGGAAUUGCUAAAGGAUAAAACCCAUGACGAUAUGAUGAUUUUUCCUUUAAUUUCAUAAAACAGGAACAAGCAACAGCAACAACAACCACAACAAGGUAACCGGAAAGCAACAACAAUAAUUUAUAACACAAAACAAAAUGGCAAAACAAAACAAAAACAAAAAACUUAAAUUGAAUUAGUAAAAAUUUGUUAUUGGUAGUUUGUUAAAAAAAUCCAAAGUGAAAAAGAUGAAAAAAAAACAACAUAAAAAAACAUAAACAAAAAAUAUUGUAGAGACAAAAGAGGAAGGCAAAAAAUGGAUGAAAAAAAAAACCUAAUUAUUGUAUUAUUGUUAACCAAAAUCUAUUAUUAUUAUUAUUAUUAUCUCAAGCUGCGUUAUAUUAUUAUUAUUAUUAUGAACUCGUGUAUGGUCUGUACAUAGCGUUUUUAUCUAGAUGUAUUAAUUACACUUAGUGGAGUCCAACCCCCCCGUGCCCCUAUCCACAAACCAAACCUCAAUCUUGCAAACAUCUCCUCCUUCCCCAAUCGCAGCGCUAAAAGGCAAAACAGCAAUUUUUGUAUUCAUUCCGAAAUGUUCUACUACUUCUACUUAUAUUUUUAUUUUUUAUUUUUGUGUGUUUAAACUAGUUAUUAUUAUGCUUAUUAUUUAUGAAAAAACGAUGGAAUGGAAUGGAAAAAACAAACCCCUUAAAAUGUGCAAUCUAACAUUUAUGUUUUAGGCAAAAACGGAAACAAUACAAUACAAAAAGAAACAAAAAACCAAAACCAAAACGCAUAAAUCACAACAAAUUAAAUGGCAUGAGAAAUGUGAGGAAGGUGGAAAAUAAAGAGAACCCUUUUAGAGAAUUUCGCUGAUAAAGGCAACAGAAUAGCAAAAAAUAAA